GUGAUGUUCGCGAGCGUUCACUCUCGUUGUUCCAAAAGCGCUAAUCUGACAACCGAGUGGAUCCGGCAGUACAUCUACUCCACGCACAGACGUGCCCGCCUUGAGUUUAUAGCUUGGUGUUUUUAUUCAGGUCAUCCUCGCACCCAGCACAGCGCGGACACUUGUGAACGGGCUCUGCUCCCAAUGUUUACUUCCCCAGCAUGUCUCUUCCAGACAGGAAAAAGUAACGCUUCGGUUUAUCGAAGAUAUCUAUAUGAUGAGUCGAUUGGAAAGCCACUAUGUUUGUACGGCUAAUGCACUAUAGCUUACAGUAGUUAGGACAUCUUCCUCUCUUGUUGUCGACAAUUGGAGAUCCUCUCGUGCUCCAUGAUGGCGAUGUUUCGGAGCUUGGUCUUGGGCACCCAGCUCCGCCAGCAGCAGCAGCCGCAGCAGCCCAGCAGCGGCUCCGGCUCGCUGGCAGCCCCGGCGGAGGGCAUCGAGAGCCAGUUCUCUUGUCCCAUCUGCCUGGAGGUCUACCAUGAACCCGUCAGCAUCGCCAGCUGUGCUCACACGUUCUGUGGGGAGUGUCUACAGCCAUGUCUUCAGGUGACCUCGCCCCUCUGCCCUCUCUGUCGUGUGCCCUUUGACCCCAAGAAAGUGGAGCGCUCCUCCAGUGUGGAGAAGCAGCUGGCCUCAUACAAAGCACCCUGCAGGGGCUGUAACAAGAAGGUGGCUCUGGUGAAGAUGAGGUCCCACAUUGCUUCCUGUUCUAAAGUACAGGAGCAGAUAGCCAACUGUCCUAAGUUUGUCCCUGUGGUCCCCACCUCCCAACCUAUACCAAGAAAUAUUCCAAACCGGUCAACAUUUGCGUGUCCGUUCUGUGGGGCCAGAAACCUGGACCAGCAGGAGCUGGUGAAGCACUGUAUGGACAGCCACCGCAAUGACCCUAAUAAAGUGGUGUGUCCGGUGUGUUCAGCCAUGCCGUGGGGAGACCCCAGCUAUAAGAGCUCCAACUUCCUCCAGCAUCUCCUCCACAGACACAAGUUCUCUUAUGACACCUUUGUUGACUACAGCAUUGACGAAGAAGCAGCGCUGCAGGCAGCUCUGGCACUGUCGCUGGCUGAAAACUGACAACUAUCACACCACAGCCACCUUCUCACCAUGAGAACCAACCUGACCAUGACUGCUGCCACUCUCGUCCCUCUGCACUGCUGCUGUUCCUCACGUCUCAGAAGAUAUCAUCCAGCCGACAGACACAGCUGACCCUGCCGGGUUCACACAGUCUCUACAGAAAGCCACAUCGCGGAGAAGUCCAGCCAUGUUUGGAUUUGGUGAUAAGCUUACUUCCUUUUUUUUGGGUUUUUCCUUGGGUAGCAGGACAGCCAGUUUGUUACGCUACAGAGCAAAAGCAGUUGGGACCUGUCUUCACUGCUUCAUUUGAUUUGAUGAUUUGAAGAUAAAACAUUCUGUGGGCUUGGAAUGGAUCCAGUGGGCAGGUUUGUAGUUGAGACCACCUAAACCGAGACCAAGUCACCACCAAGACCAGAGUGUAUCGAGACCGAGACAAGACCGAGACCAAGGCCG
Molecule: messenger RNA, 1563 nt
Organism: Perca flavescens (yellow perch)
Lineage: Eukaryota; Metazoa; Chordata; Actinopteri; Perciformes; Percidae
Gene: rnf166
Product: ring finger protein 166
Exons: 6
Coding region: 367-1110 (247 amino acids)
Biological process (GO): ubiquitin-dependent protein catabolic process; protein polyubiquitination
Molecular function (GO): ubiquitin protein ligase activity
Source: RefSeq, a predicted model, not a curated record